Molecule: messenger RNA, 3466 nt
Organism: Elgaria multicarinata webbii
Lineage: Eukaryota; Metazoa; Chordata; Lepidosauria; Squamata; Anguidae
Gene: PMS2
Product: PMS1 homolog 2, mismatch repair system component
Exons: 15
Coding region: 211-2793 (860 amino acids)
Biological process (GO): mismatch repair; somatic hypermutation of immunoglobulin genes
Cellular component (GO): MutLalpha complex
Molecular function (GO): ATP hydrolysis activity; mismatched DNA binding; ATP binding
Source: RefSeq, a predicted model, not a curated record
GCUGGAGAUCCGCGCUUCUUACUGAAUUAUUUCCUCAGAAAGACCUCUGGGAGAGAUGGGCGGCGGGGGAGAAACUAGUCCUGGCCGUUACGCUCAUUUGCAUGUAAUUUUCAUAUUGGGUUUUAAUUCUUUUGAGAAUCAGUGAGGAGCAAAACAGAAAAAGAAGAAGAAAAAUCCCCUCAGCGACCCUUGGCUCUAAGUAGCGAAACCAUGGAACUUCCUCCGAGUGUACAGCCUGCUAAAGCCAUCAAGCCGAUAGAUGGUAAAUCGGUUCACCAGAUCUGUUCAGGACAGGUGGUGCUGAAUCUGUGUACUGCAGUGAAAGAACUCGUAGAAAAUAGCAUAGAUGCUGGUGCUACCAGUGUUGAAGUGAAACUUAAAGAUUAUGGAGCAGAUCUUAUUGAAGUUGCUGAUAACGGUUGUGGUGUAGAAGAAGAAAACUUUGCAGGCCUGACUUUAAAACAUUAUACUUCCAAGAUCCAAGACUUCUCUGACCUGUUACAUGUUGAAACAUUUGGCUUCCGAGGGGAAGCUCUGAGUUCCCUAUGUGCAUUAAGUGAUGUUUCUGUUUUUACUUGCCACAAAUCUGCAAAAGUUGGAACACGCCUGGUGUUUGAUCACAGUGGGAAAAUCACUUUGAGAACACCCUUCCCCCGGCAACAGGGGACAACUGUCAGUGUGCAACAGUUGUUUUAUACAUUGCCGGUACGGCAUAAAGAAUUUCAGCGCAACAUAAAGAAGGAGUAUGCAAAAAUGGUUCAGGUAUUACAAGCAUACUGCAUAAUUUCAGCAGGAGUUCGAAUUAACUGCACCAAUCAGGUUGGCCAAGGGAAGAAGCAACCUGUGGUAUGCACUACUGGGAGCUCAACCUUAAAGGAAAAUAUCGGAGCAAUAUUUGGACAAAAACAGGUGCAAAGCCUGGUUCCUUUUGUUCAGUUACCUCCGAGCGAUGCUAUCUGUGAAGAAUAUGGCCUGAAUUUUUCUGGUAUGCCAACCAAACUUUAUACUAUCACAGGGUUUGUUUCCCGUUGUGAUCAUGGCGUUGGGAGAAGCACCACAGACAGACAGUUCUUCUUUAUUAACCAGCGGCCAUGUGAUCCAUCAAAGGUUUCCAAAGUUGUGAAUGAAGUGUACCACAUGUACAAUAGACACCAGUAUCCAUUUAUUGUUCUCAACAUAUGCCUGGAUUCUGAAUGCGUUGAUAUUAAUGUGACACCCGAUAAAAGGCAAAUACUACUGCAGGAAGAGAAACUUUUAUUGGCAAUUCUAAAAAGUUCAAUGAUUGGAAUGUUUGGCAGUGAUGUUAAUAAACUUGUCAUCAAUCAGAAAUUGCCAGAUGCUGAAGGAAACUUUAAAAUGGUGUGUCGAGAUGAAGCAGAAACACCUAUCUGUGAAACAUCUUCUGAUUCCUUGCCUCAGAAUCUGAAAGGAAAUGCAAAAAUAGCAAUGACUGUAGCCAGACUUAGGGAAUCCUUUUCUCUUCCUCAAGUAAAAAAGACCACUUUUCCGAGUGCUGAAAAUAACAAACAGCAACAUAGUUCUCCCGGACAGAGAAAACUUCUGACAUUUUUUAACGUUUUAGAUUCUCCAAAUAGGAAGACUGGCUCUAGCAAGGAGGCUGAGGUGGAUUCAAGCGCAUCCCUGCUGGCUAAUAGAAAUUUCAAGAAAUCAGCAGAAGAUACGGAUUCUGGUUGUGGUAGUGCCUCGACAGAGCCAGAUGUGGGAUUAAGCACUCCAGAUCUUAGUAGCUGUUUCAGCUGUGAAAGUGCAAUUAGCUCCCCUGAUGAAGAACUCCACAUUUUCAGAGAUGAAAUUCAAAGCAGCAGUCUUGAGACUAGGGAGCAGUUCUGGGGUGCAGAACAUGAAUCAAACCAAAACAAUCGGACUACGAUAUCCCAACAGGCCAACAGUUCAUCCCCCAAAAUGAAACGUCUUAAGGUCAGCCAGCCUCUUUCACAGGUAGCCAAUUCAACGGAGACAAAGGAAUUUCAGGGUUCUGUAGUCCAACCAUCGCAAUAUGAUGUACCUAUGGAAGUUCAAAAGAGAACCAUACCGCUGGAGUUCUCUCUGAGCAGGUUGGCGGACAGAAUAAAGAAGCUAAUUCGGCUGCAGGAGAUGAAAGCAGAAACGUUGAAUUACAGAAAAUUUAGGGCGAAAAUUAAUCCAGGGGAAAAUAAAACAGCAGAGGAUGAAUUAAGAAAAGAAAUAAGCAAAGAUAUGUUUGCUAAAAUGGAUGUCAUUGGCCAGUUCAAUUUGGGAUUUAUAAUAGCCAAGCUGAACUCUGACCUCUUCAUAAUUGAUCAGCAUGCUUCAGAUGAGAAAUACAACUUUGAGAUACUACAAGAACACACCAUUCUGCAAGGGCAGAAACUCAUCACGCCUCAGAAUCUUAAUUUAACUGCUGUAAAUGAAAGUAUAUUGAUGGAUAACCUGGAAAUCUUCAGAAAAAAUGGAUUUGAUUUUAUAAUUGAUGAAGAUGCUCCGGUUACCCAAAGAGUUAAGCUCGUUUCUUUACCAACAAGCAAAAACUGGACUUUUGGUCCACAAGAUAUAGAGGAGUUAAUAUUCAUGUUAAGUGAUUGCCCAGGUGUGAUGUGCAGGCCUUCCAGAGUAAGGCAGAUGUUUGCUUCUCGAGCAUGUAGAAAGUCUGUGAUGGUUGGGACAGCACUUAAUGGAAAAGAGAUGAAGAAACUGAUUAUCCACAUGGGUGAGAUUGAGCAUCCUUGGAAUUGUCCACAUGGAAGACCUACAAUAAGGCACAUAGCCAAUCUAGACCUCAUUUCACAAGAAUAACAAGCCCUUAUUCAUCUUUUUUUUUGGUAUAUCUGACCAUUGAUUUCACUGUGAAUGCUGUUUGUGACCCCUCUUUUUCUUAGAAUCCCAGUUUAUCAUGGAACUUUCCUUAAUUUUGCCAGACCAAAAGCUCAAAUAACCAUUUCAUGCUGUAAAAGAAUAGCAACUUUAUCAAAUGGGCAGGCAGAGUGGUUACAAAGAAGUGUGAAUGAGUAUAUACUUGUCCAUGUCCUGCCUUCCCUACAAUGUAACAAGCCAUAGGAUCCUCAGAUCUAUGAAGAUAUUGCAUCAUGACACCAGCACAGAGCCAAGGACAUUCCCCUUGCAACAGUGCGAGUGAACUGCCAUUAAGUUCUUCCACAAGACCCUUUGAGUACUCUUUGACGGAAAGAAAGACCCAGCAGAUUGAGUAGUCCCAUUUCUCUGGAUUCAGGGCUGGUUGAAGUUGCAAUUGCUGUCUUUGGAAUAAUCCAGAAUCUCUUGAUUUUGACAACCCAAGGAAUGCUGUUUCUGUCUAUUGGGCCACCUCUGCCUCCAUUGAUUUAUUAGCCAUUUAUGCCGGUAUAGUUGCAUUGCAAUAGUAGCAUGCUAUAAACCUUUUCUUCUCAGAUAGUCUGUAUAUAGAAGAAAUUACAUGUACAUACAUUCUUACCUUGAAUGGCUUCAUAUUUUU